UACUACUAGUAAUAGUGUUUUAUCAAGCAGUAGUGAUAAUAAUAAUGAAGAAACCUAUAGAGUUCCAACUUCAAAUACUAAAUCACCUCAAAUCAACAAUACAUUUGCCAAACAGUCAACAAUUCCUUUUAAUAGGAAAGAAACUAUUGUUUUUAGUCAUGUUACUCAAAUCAAAAUAUAUCCUAGGAUACGCGAAAUGGCAGAUAAAAAGAUUGUUAAUAGUAAUUACAACGAAGCCUUCAGAGCACCAUUAACAUUGUUAUCAAAUGAUGAAAACGUAAAUAUUAAUAACAAUCCUAUUAAUAAAGGAAAAAAAAUGAUUCACGAUGAAAUUCAAUCAGCAAGUGAAUCGUUACCUACGAUUAACAAUGACGAAGAUGAGGAUGAAACACACACAAUCAGCAUUAACAAAAAUUGUGAUAUUGGAAAAAGUCAAGUAUUCCCUAAAGAAAAUUAUUUCGUUCCAAACGAAGUACAACUAGCAAAAUUGAAAUGGUCUUUGGAUCAUCCAUUUUUCCGAGAGUUCGACGAGGUAUUCGGUAGAGACACUGAUACUGAACUCUCAGAUUAUGAGUCAUCUUCAAGUGAAUCCAAUGUAGAAAAUGUAUUACUCAAAAAGUAA
Messenger RNA from Entrophospora candida, 622 nucleotides. The record is from the annotation of a GenBank genome assembly. NCBI's taxonomy places the organism in Eukaryota, Fungi, Glomeromycota, Glomeromycetes, Entrophosporales, Entrophosporaceae.